AUGCGAGUGGCAGUCACGGGAAAUAUGCCUAACACCAGUAAAGUAAACUUUUUCAAAGGGGCCACGGCCACGAGGCUAACUACAAAGAGGCUAGCUAGCGCUCCUCUGCCGCAGCCCGAGGAGGAUGCUAGCAGCGGCGUGUCGGGGGAAGAGGGCCCGGAGAUGAGCGAAACCAUGUUUGACGAGCUGAGGAAGAUGAAUGCUACUCUACAAACCAUGGCGGCGGAUGUUAUUACUAUUAAGGAGACGACAAAAGAAUUGAAGGAAUCCGUAGAAAGCAUCCAGGCCCGCAUGGGUGAGGCAGAACAGCGCAUAUCUGACCUGGAGGAUAGCCACGAGCAAGCUAGCUCCAAGCUGGAGAAGUGUGAUAAGAGAGUUGAUGUACUGUGGUCACGGGUGGAGGACUUGGAGAACAGGAGUCGGAGGAAUAAUGUUCGUAUCGUUUCUCUUAAAGAGGGACUGGAAGAGCAGGGGAAAAUGGCCAAAUAUGUGGAAAAGAUCUUAGGGGACGCACUCGGGCUUACUGGCGGUGAAUUUGAGAUUGAACGCGCCCAUUGCAUCCCUAUUCCUGUUCCAGACACUUCCAAACCUCCGAGAGCGGUACUUGUUCGCUUCCUACGCUCGUCUGCAAGGGAGAAGGUACUACAGGUGGCCAGGGAGACGCGUGGUAUCCACUGGGAGGGCUGCAAGCUUUCAAUCUUCGAAGAUUUCACGAGAGAGCUGGCGGAAAAGAGGAAAGCGUUCGUCCCGGUGAAGAAACAUCUACGAGAGCUACAAGUGAAGCACCGACUAGUCUAUCCUGCCACUUUAUUGUUUACUUGGAAUGGUCAGAAGGAAGCCCUUCACUGA
Molecule: messenger RNA, 849 nt
Organism: Knipowitschia caucasica
Lineage: Eukaryota; Metazoa; Chordata; Actinopteri; Gobiiformes; Gobiidae
Source: the annotation of a GenBank genome assembly